AUGACCACAGAGCAGGCCAUCGCGAUCCUCUCCUCCGUCUGGUCGCCUAACGUCCGCAUGUGGAAGUACAAGGGCUGCCAGUUCGGCGACGAUCCUCACCUGUGGCCGCCGGGCAUCCUGUCCGCCCUCGCCGCGCUCGCGCAGACGGCCGGACCCAACUACCGCGUUCGCGCCAUGCAGAUCGUCGCCGCAGUCAUGGGCAGAACCGUGACGGCAUCUACGGAGCACAUCGUCAAGGCUACUGAGCUGCUUAGGGCUGAAAAAAUGCGCCCGCCCCAAGUCCAGCCCGUUCGCGGUUCUGCUAUGGCCAACUACAACCAGUCUCCUGCCGAUCAGAAGGAGAAGGAGGUUGCGGACCUGCGGGAGGAGGUCAAAACGGCCAAGAAGGCUGCACAGGAACAGCUGAUGGAGAAGCAGAAGCAGAUUGAUGCUAUGGAGAUGAAGUGGUUCGACAUGGAUGCAACCUUGUCGGUUGUUGCUACCGAUCGCGACAUGUUCAAGAUGUACUGGGAAGUGGCUGAGAUCUACAAGACGCGUCUGGAAAGGGAGAAUAGCGAGCUGAAGCAGGCGUUGCAGGAGAAGGAUGCCUACAUCACUGAGGCGGUCCGUGAGCGGGAUCAGGCUAUUGGUAGGGUUGAAGAGUUGGAGCGGGAGCUCAUGGGAAUCUGCAAGACAGGCGGAGAUGCGUGA
Lasiodiplodia theobromae is the source of this 690-nucleotide messenger RNA. RefSeq lists its product as uncharacterized. The transcript has 2 exons. Lineage: Eukaryota; Fungi; Ascomycota; Dothideomycetes; Botryosphaeriales; Botryosphaeriaceae. The record is from RefSeq and is a predicted model, not a curated record. Bases 1 to 690 code for a protein of 229 amino acids.